This is a messenger RNA of Oppia nitens, 1815 nucleotides long. RefSeq names its product sodium-coupled monocarboxylate transporter 1-like. The transcript has 14 exons. Gene Ontology annotation, molecular function: symporter activity. Gene Ontology annotation, cellular component: membrane. Gene Ontology annotation, biological process: sodium ion transport; transmembrane transport. The record is from RefSeq and is a predicted model, not a curated record. Lineage: Eukaryota; Metazoa; Arthropoda; Arachnida; Sarcoptiformes; Oppiidae. The coding region runs from base 1 to 1815 and encodes 604 amino acids.
AUGGCUAUUAGCGACGAAUUUUCAAUUGUCGACUAUCUUGUAUUCGGUCUAUUGUUGGCCAUUUCGUCGGUAAUUGGCGUCUACUUUUGGUUCAGUGGCCGUAAACGGGUAUCCAAUGACGAGUUUUUGACCGGCAAUCGCCAGUUGGGUGUAUUCCCGGUUACACUGUCACUGGUGGCCACUUUUACAUCCACCAAUACAUUGCUGGGUAUGCCGGCCGAAGUCUAUCAGGUGGGCACACAGUUUUCGUUGCAAAUCAUAUCGUUUUUUGUGGCCAUUGUGUUGGCCGCCCACGUAUUUAUGCCAAUCUAUUAUCGUAUGGGACUAUUGAGUGUCAAUGAGGUCAUGUAUAUAUAUUUUUUAAAUUAUUUUUUUGAAAUAAAAUUUAUAUCACAGUAUUUGGCCAAAAGAUUUAACUCACCGUAUAUUCGUAUGGCCGGAACCGUCGGUUUUAUUUUAGCGACUACUCCACAUAUGGCUAUUGUUUUAUAUGGUCCGGCACUAGCAUUAAGCUCAGUUACUCCUCUAUCGAUCACAACAUCUAUACUAGUGGUUGGAGUUAUCUGUACUUUCUAUACAACAAUUGGUGGCAUUAAAGCUGUUAUAUGGACUGAUGUUAUACAAUGUAUACUAAUGUUUUUGGGUGUCCUAAUGGUUAUCAUACAAGGUAUCUUAGAAGUCGGCGGUAUAGCCAAAGUAUGGCAUAUCAAUGAAAAGGGCGGUCGACUCAAGUUUUUCAAUAUGCAAUUUGAUGUCUACAAUCACGACAACUUCUGGAAUGUGGUAAUCGGUACAACCAUUUCAUGGACAGCUGUCUAUUGUGUCAAACAGGCACAGGUUCAGCGAUACAUUAGUAUGGAAUCGGCGGCUAAAGCCAAACGUACCCUCUACUGGAACCUACCCGGCCUAAUACUAUUGGGCGUAAUGGCCAUACUAUGCGGUAUGGUUAUAUACGCCAAAUAUCAUGAUUGCGAUCCAAUCACUUUGGGACUAAUUAGCCGACACGAUCAACUGAUGCCCUACUUUGUAAUGGACACACUAGCAAAAUAUCCGGGACUACCCGGCCUAUUUGUAGCAUGUAUAUUUAGCGGAUCGCUUAGUACAUUAUCAUCUGGUUUCAAUGCAUUGGCUACUAUAACAUGGAUAGAUAUAGUCAAACCAUGUUUAAAAAUAACCAGUGAUAGACAGUCGCUAAACAUAACUAAGCUAAUUGCCAUGUCCUAUGGAUUGUUAGCAAUAGCCAUGUCCUUUGGUGUAGGCAAUGCCGGCACAGUAAUGCAGGCAUCGUUAGCAUUGACCGGAUCAACAUUGGGACCAAUGUUUGCACUGUUUAUUAUCGGCAUAUUCUAUCCCUAUGCAACAUCAUUGGCGACACUAAUUGGUUUUAUAAGCGGCAUAUCUGUCAGUUAUAUGCUAUCAAUUGGUGCAAUGAUUAUCCCGCGACCCAAAGUCUCAUUGCCGACAACUAUCGACUCGUGUGCGGCUCAUCUGAUCCAUGACUAUCAACUGAUGAUGGGAUCAAAUAACACAACAACAUUAGACAGACCAGUGUUUAUCACACACUACGAUAAUCCCGACGGUUUUGGUAAAGUGUUUCAUAUAUCAUAUCUAUUGAUGUCAACCAUUGGUUUAGUUAUCUCAUUGUUUGUUACAAUAAUAUUAAGUUUAUGUAUAGGCAAACGCAAUGAUAAUAUAGAUCCGAGUCUAUUGUCACCGAUUGUUAAAUACAUAUAUCCAUUGAAUAGCAAACGGCAAACAUAUUAUCAAACAUCAGUUAAAAAGGAUUCAGUUAAUAAUAAAGAGACUUCUAUAUGA